Caenorhabditis remanei is the source of this 360-nucleotide messenger RNA. RefSeq lists its product as uncharacterized. The record is from RefSeq and is a predicted model, not a curated record. The transcript is spliced from 3 exons. Lineage: Eukaryota; Metazoa; Nematoda; Chromadorea; Rhabditida; Rhabditidae. The coding region runs from base 1 to 360 and encodes 119 amino acids.
AUGGACUCUACUCGAUCUAGAUGGAGAGUUGUUUCGAAGAAAAAGCUGAGUAGAAACCUGAAACUACUACGCGGGUAUCUUGGAGUCGUACAACGGGAAAUUGCUGAGAGAAAACUGGGAAUUUUGAAGUUCGCAGUUUAUCAUCAACUUCCAAGUUCUCCUCUUCUAGAAAAUAUGAAAACUGAAAUCACUUUGGCAUGCGUCUUCAGAUCAAACAGAGGCAAAUUUACUCAUUUUCCAAUUGUCGAAUAUAUCAAUACACACGAAAACAUUGAGUAUUAUGUGGAUACUGGAUCAUCGAAGAUAACAAAAAAGUUUGGGUCGAUUGAAGAUUUACUCGUGAACUACUGUAGACAGUAA